UUGCCUAAUUGCUGCUACUGCUAAAAAGCUGCCACGUGUGGAGCACAAGGAGGCUCUCUCCCCUGUUGGUUUGGUUGUAAGAAUCCAUGUUGACCUGGAGUGUACCUGAAAAUACAAGAUAUCUUACCUAUGUCUCUUGGAGCCCCAUUGCCAACAGUCUCAUCUAUUCUUUUUCAAAAAAGAAUAAAUAGAUAUCAAUCCAUACACAGUCAGAUAUGGACAAGUGAAAAGAGAGUGGCCAACAAGUGCCCUUUGUUAUUUCCAUUGCUCAUUCGUAUUUCAUGAAUGGAUAUACCAGUUUUCCCGUUUCUAACAACUUCCUUCCAGAUGUGUUAUUUUGCUAUACAACUAUGCCUUUAAACAUAAGAGCUAAGCCCUCGCACAGCAAGCUGACUGCUGCUGCAAAGGGUGGUGGGCACAAUGAUGGCAGCACAUCUCAUUCACGCUUCUCAAGGUCUGCAAAACAGGGAAAAGGCAAACAGGCUGUCAACUCAGGUCCUGGGUCUCGCUCAGGACUCGAGCCUGGCUCUGUGUCAGGGGGUGGACCUCCACCAGCAGCUAAAUUGGCUGGAUCACAAAGUUCAGUUUCAAAGCCUGUUUCAAGAAUCAAAGUCAGCGCAUCUACAGCAGACAAAGGCUCAGCUCGUGGUUCAGCAACAGCUCCGGGUGGUAAAACCCUGUCCAUGGAGAACAUCCAGUCUUUAAGUGCGGCCUAUGCCACUUCUGGAACCAUGUAUCCCAGUGAGCGGGAGUCUUUGGAACCCUCUGGUGGGUACCCUAAAGGUACCAUGACAUUAGGCCGGAGUACACACCGCUCAUCUUACACGAGCCGUACAACAGCUAUUGGAAGCACCCCAAACAUCACAGCCUCCAGUAUGCAUCACAUGUCCGACUGUCGUGCAGACCAAACUGUACUUUCUACAGGAACUUCCAGUUUGCGACGGCAGUAUGGAAGAUGCACGCAGACACUGGAUUUAGCUGAUCAGGGAGAAGUUUCCACCUAUGAUCUCCAAGCACAGCUGAGGGAUCUGCAGAGGGAGAAUCAAAGUCUCCGGAGAGAACUGGACGGAGGGAGGGAUGGAAAGACAGGCUAUGGCACGAAUAGUGUUAAUUUCUGGAGCCGAGAUGGAAAGCGAGACAAGGACAGUAGGCGUGAAGAUGAAGUAAAGAUGCCAGCUGUAAAGGAGCAAUGCAGGGUGAACCAAGAAGAUUUACAGCUGGGGGAUGUCAGAAGAAACAAGCAGCUUCCAUUGACAGUUCAGGAGCUACAGGAGGAGCUGAGAGCUCACAGAGAAACAAACAGUCGCCUGCGGCAACAGCGGCCACAGGGUAGCUCCUACCGAGAACACCAAAUGGACCAGGAGUUCAGAGGGGGGGUCACCCCUGGGCACAGUCCCAGACAAAGUCCCAUAAACCUGCACAGUCACGCACCAAAGAACAGCCCCAAAGCAAGCCCGUCUAACACCUACAAUCCAAGGCAACAAGAAGCUGACAUCAUCAUUCACAGUCCCGGCUAUGGGUGUAACACAUUGGCAGCCACACAGACGCUUAGCCCAGUUAGCACUCUUCUGCCUGGGCAGAGGAACAGCCUAAACCAGCACCUCUACAGUCCCAGCCAAGGUCCGGGUGCAGUGCCCAGCUCUAGUCCCCGUCGUCCCUGUAGCCCCUGUCAGGUGCCUGGGUGUGACGGCUUUUCGUCACCUCCUCCUCAGGAUCCAACAGAGGAAAACUUCUUCCGACUGCAAUCAGAACAUGAGCGUCAAGCCAACGAGCUGUCCCUGCUGAGGAAGACCAUGGAAGAGAUGGAGUUGAGAAUUGACUCCCAGAAGCAGACGCUGGGUGCACGAGACGAGAGCAUUCAGAGGCUCCUGGAGAUGCUUCAGGGUCAGGGACACUGGGGACGGGGACAGCGGACAGGCAUUAUUACCAUGGCAGCACAGGAGGCUGAUGCCCACUUGGAGAACAUGCAUUUGAGAGAGAACACGAAUCCUUCUUUCUGUUUUGAUCCUGAUGUUAUCUGGCAGGACACCAAGAUCUCUUCCCUGGAGAGAAACAUCAGAGACUUAGAGGAUGAGGUCCAGAUGCUAAAAACCACUGGCCUGUUGCACCCUGAUGACAGACAGGAUGAACUCAAGCAGGUGGAAGUCUACAAGAGCCACUCUAAAUUUAUGAAAACUAAGGAGCAGGCAUUGUCAACACAUGUGUCCUCCAUCAGACAAGCUCCCACCUUCCUCAUGCCCACCCAACUACCUUGGAUCACAGAACAAAAAGAAAUAGAGCAGCUGAAGCAGGAGCUGAACAGGAAGGACUCAGAGAUGCAGGCCCUGCAAACCAAACUAGAAACACUGAACAAUCAGAACUCAGACUACAAGCAACACAUCGAGGUACUAAAAGAGUCGCUUAGUGCCAAGGAGCAGCGCGCCAACACUCUGCAGACAGAGGUUGACGCUCUGCGAGUGCGCCUGGACGAGAAGGAACAGAUUCUGACUAAGAAAACCAAGCAACUGCAGGACUUAAGUGAUGAAAAGAGCACACUGACAGGAGAAAUCAGAGACAUGAAGGACAUGCUGGAUGUCAAGGAGAGAAAAGUGAAUAUCCUACAGAAGAAGAUUGAGAACCUUCUGGAACAGUUAAAGGAUAAGGACAAACAGCUGGUUGGAUUGAGAGAAAGGGUUCAGGGCCUUCAAACCGACUCCAGCAACACAGACACAGCUCUGGCCACACUGGAAGAGGCUUUAUCGGAAAAGGAGAGAGUGAUUGAAAACCUCCGGGACCAGAAGGAACGAGAUGACAGAGUGAGGCUUGAAGAGAUGGAGCAGAUGAGGAAGGAGAACCAGGAAAUGAAGGACAAACUGGCUGCUCUGCAACCCCAAAAAUUGCCAACGACCCAGGUCACUAAAUCCAGCUUAAUCCAGAACCUGAGGCCUGAUGGGGAGGUUCAACCCAAAGUAGAUGGGCUUUCAGCAGUCAGCCCUAUGACCCAAAAACCAGAAGAAACUGUCAGAAUCUGUCCAGACAUCGCAGAUCGUCUAAGGCUUCUCGAGCAGGAAGUGGCCCGGUAUAGAGAAGAGUCUGGAAAGUCCGAGGCUGAGGUGGAGAGGCUAAAGGGAGCACUACAGGAUGCUGAAGUGGAAAAAUCGUGCAAGGAGAAGAAAAUUACUGAUCUUGAGAGACCUGGGCAAAUCAAGUGUCCAAGUAUCCAGAAGCAGAUGACGCCUGGUGAGAUAAGGAAAGAUGUGGCUGCAGAUGGACACCCACACUCUUUAUCACAGCUUUGCACUUCCCAGGAUGCUAUGCGUGAGACGGCAGAGCGGAUAAUGGAGCUGGAAAAGGCUCUGAGAGACACGAUGAACACCUCGGCACAUAGGGAGGCUCUCUGGGCGCAAGAGGAGGCUGCACGUGUUCAGGCCCAGAGACAGUUGGAGGAGCUGAUGGGAGCUUUAGAGAAGACUCGCCAGGAGCUGGAUGCCACUAAAGUACGUCUGUCCUCUACUCAGAAGUGCCUACAUGAACGGGAUGGACACCUCAAUCAACUGCAGCAAGAGAGACGCAAACAGCUGGAGGAGAUUCUUGAGAUGAAACAGCAGGCUUUGCUGGCAGCCAUCAGUGAGAAGGAUGCUAACAUUGCCCUUUUGGAGUUAUCUUCCUCCAAACGCAAGAAAGCCCAAGAGGAGGUGAUGGCUCUGAAGAGGGAGAAGGACAGGCUUAUGCACCAGCUCAAACAACAGACUCAGAGCAGAAUGAAGUUAAUAGCAGACAAUUAUGAGGAAGACUACAUCCACCCCCAGCAUCACCCUCAUCAUUUGCACCACAUGCAUCCAGCAAAAUUACACCACCGAAGUCUGCCAAGAGGGGACCCUCAUACCAACCACCGACCUCCAAUGGAUCAGGAUGAUGAAGAGGGAAUAUGGGCUUGAUGAGGGCUAUCCUUGGGAACCUGCAUCUCUUUGGCGGCUCAGCAUUUGGACCCACAGAAAUGAUUAGCUUCAGCUCCAAGGACCACAGAAUCUAUCCUUGUUUUCAGACCCCAUUAUAAAAAUACAAAAGUGCAUCAGAUUUGGCUUUUAAAAGCUAAAGAAUAUCCAUGUCACUGAUAAAAAGUCCUAUUCACAGACUAACGCAGUGGCCUGCUGGGGAUCCGUGCUCCUUGUGGAUAAUUAUUGGGAAGCUAGCGCCUGCCUUGAAUUCCUGGGCUGUAUGAAAGCUGUAUUCGUUUUGCAGUGCCGUGGUGCUAUAGAGGCCUGACUUCACAUUAACAAAGAGACACAACAGUGCUGAUGACUGCAAGUGAAAUGAAGCUGAUCCAGACUACCAAGCCCCAAACCCAUACCUGUUCAGGUUUACAUUGGCAGGAAUGUGUUUACUUCUACAGCUAAAUAUCGGACCUUUGUAAAUAUGACAACAUGGACCUCAAAAUCAGCACCGACCAAGACCUUCUCAAUGUACCGUGCCAAAGGAAUUCCCCCAGUCCAAUAGGAUAAAUAAAUAAGAUGGAACUGCAACUGAUUCAACUUUUAUCCAAGACUGUAAUUAUGUCCAGUUUACUUAACCAUCUUUAGUACUUGCAAAACCCCUUGGUACUUUUAACACUAUAGUCACAUUAGAACCAAAACUUAAGUGUAUUUUAUUGGGAUUUUAUUGACCAACACAAAGUAGUGCAUAUUUCUGAAGUUACUUUGUAGAACCACCUUUUGCUGCAAUUGCAGCUGCACAGCUUUUGGGUUAUUUCUCUAAAAACUUUAUUUUCCUCCCAUUCGUUUUUUUAUAGAAUAGUUUUUUGUUGGUCAGAUUGGAUGGAGAGUAUCUGUGACAUUGAAUUUCAAGUCUUGCUACAGUUAAACAACUCGAUUUAAGCCUGAACUUUCACUAGGCCAUUCUAACACACGGAUAUGAUUUGAUCUAAAUGAGGGGUGUCCAACAUCAGUCCUCAAGAGUCAGUAUCCAGCAGGUUUUAGAUGCUGAUUCAAAUUCUGCCAUCUUAAUGAUUCACCAUCCAGGAUAUGUGUUCAGCAUGGUAUGCAGAGUUAUUUUUCUGGCACACAUAGCACAAUGCAUGUAGGCUAAAUUUCAGUUUUGGUAUCAUUUGACUAAAGCAGAUGGCACCAUAUUAGCAAAUUUACCAAUGUGUGUAGGUCCUUAACAUAAAAUCCCAAUGAAAACACACCAAAGUGUGUGUUUGUAACAUGAUGCAAUAUUAAAAUGUUCAAAGGAUAUAAGUAAUUUUGCAAGGCAUUGCAUAAUACAUUUCAUCCACAUACUUAAAAAUUUAACCUUGAUAUUCACGCAAAGAAGAAGAGAUUCAGCUUAUAUUCAAUCAGUUUACAGUGAAGAAAAAUUGAGUGUUUUUACUUUUCUCCUUUUGUUUAAUGUUGUGCUCCGUUUGAUUUUCUACAGCUGAAUUAUCUGAGUGCCACUCUUAUUCUUUUCUUCUUUUUACAUCAGCUGUGUGUCUUAUACUGAAGAGUGAUGUAUUUUAUUGUCUAUUUAUUAAUCUUGUGAAUCUCUGUGAUUAAUCUAACACUGAAGUGACUUGCAUUUCAAAAAAACUAUUAAUUGUUUCACUGUACUAAAUGUUGAUUUGUGGUGACAAUAAUUGCUGCAUUGUUGUGACUCAGCAGCUUGACAGUGUGUAAAUUACUUAAUAUGUACAGUCACUGUAAAAUGUAUAUGUAGGGGUGUGUGUGUGUGUGUGUGUGUGUGUGUGUGUGUGUGUGUGUGUGUGUGUUUGUGUGUGUGUGUGUGUGGUUUGGUCCUGCUCACUGAGUUGUAGUGACUGUGAAAGUCUGGGGAUAACAGUAUUCACCCUUGGCUCAUUCCACAAUGUUUGGCAGCUUUCGGUUUGUUCAUGUUGUUUGAAUAAAACUUUUCACUUAA
Molecule: messenger RNA, 5874 nt
Organism: Girardinichthys multiradiatus
Lineage: Eukaryota; Metazoa; Chordata; Actinopteri; Cyprinodontiformes; Goodeidae
Product: ERC protein 2-like
Exons: 21
Coding region: 282-3917 (1211 amino acids)
Biological process (GO): regulation of synaptic plasticity; neuromuscular synaptic transmission; maintenance of presynaptic active zone structure
Cellular component (GO): cytoskeleton of presynaptic active zone
Molecular function (GO): structural constituent of presynaptic active zone
Source: RefSeq, a predicted model, not a curated record